AUGAAAUAAAAAAAGCUCCGAGACCGGGAAUUGAACCCGGGUCUCCUGCGUGACAGGCAGGAAUACUAACCACUAUACUAUCUCGGAUUACUUGAAUUUAUUUUACUUAAAAGAUUGGUUAUUUUCACAAAUUUAUUUGAAAAUAAUUAAUUAAUCGCUUAUGCAAAUUGCCAAUAAUUUACUAAAUAUAAACUCAAAAUUUUGAGAUUUUUUACAAAUUUAAUACCAAAUAAUUAUAUUAAAAAAAUCAUAUCUAACCAAAGUAGUGCACAUUUAAUAGUAAGUGUUUCAUCUCCUCCUCAACCAAAAGGGACUUACAAAGUAGGUGUUGCUAAACCAGAUCCUACAGAUUUCAAGAAUCCCUUCUUCAGACCAUGUGAAUUUACAGUUCGUUUAGAUAAUCCUUGUUUCACUAUCUCUGUUAAUAAAUCCAGUUAAGAUAGAUGUAAUUUUAUUUUAAAAAUCAAGGUUUUAAUACUAAAAUCAGGUAAAGAAAGUACUUGGUAUUAAUGUAUAAUAUAAAACCAUCCCUGGUUAAUCUUCAAAAGAUAGACUCAUUAUGCAAACAGAUUCAUAUUUUAAUAGUUGCAUAUAAUAUUAUACUAUUUAUUCUGA
Messenger RNA from Tetrahymena thermophila SB210, 615 nucleotides. RefSeq lists its product as hypothetical. The record is from RefSeq and is a predicted model, not a curated record. The transcript is spliced from 3 exons. NCBI's taxonomy places the organism in Eukaryota, Ciliophora, Oligohymenophorea, Hymenostomatida, Tetrahymenidae.